Molecule: messenger RNA, 5095 nt
Organism: Paralichthys olivaceus (Japanese flounder)
Lineage: Eukaryota; Metazoa; Chordata; Actinopteri; Pleuronectiformes; Paralichthyidae
Gene: cdc37l1
Product: cell division cycle 37-like 1
Biological process (GO): protein folding; protein stabilization
Cellular component (GO): cytoplasm
Molecular function (GO): heat shock protein binding; protein-folding chaperone binding
Source: RefSeq, a predicted model, not a curated record
UAUCUUCUACCCCCACCUAGAGGUUAGGAAAGGGAACGUCCUACUUCCUCAACGUUAGUCUCCCAUGCUAACAAACAUCAGCUUGUCUGAUCCAUCCACUGAGCCGGACCCGCUGACCUCUCGUCUAAAACGUGGCUGACCGCCCGGCGCAGAGAGCCGCUCUGCCUCUGAUCCCUUCCAAGCCUCAGCUAGCAUAUGCUAGCUAGCGGGUCCCACGGCGGAGCUAACGGCUAGCUGCUAAGCAGGGAUGGAGUGGCGGGGCACCGGAGCCAAGGUUUACCCCGUGGAAGAGUCCGGCGGUGACCCAGCUUCAGCAGCCGGGGUCCACGGGGUUGGUGAUCCUCAGCGGCAGACACCAUCAUCGCAGCUUUGUGACUGUCCUAUGGCGUCACUGUGUCAGAGCCAGCAGCGCUGUGUUAAGGCCUCAAUUGUCUCCAGCUGGAGAUUGGCUGAAGCACAGGACCAGCUAUGUUCUCUAGGGGUUCACAGCUCUGAGUCCCUGGAGCAGGAACGCGCUCGAACACUGGCCUGUCCCACAGAGCUCACACACACUGAGGAGGAGUGGCGGCGCAAGGAGAGCAUGCUGGGAGGUCAAGAACCAAACCGCAGUCCUGUGGUCGGAGCUGUCGGAAGUUGGGAUGUCUUUGAUAAGAGUAUAAUUAAUGCCCAAAUUCAGCCUGUUGAAAUGGACCAGGACAAGUGCAAUACGUUUCUCCAAAAGUAUGAGAAUGAGCUCAGGCAUUUUGGUAUGUUGAGGAGAUGGGACGACAGUCAGCGAUUCCUUGCAGACAUGCCUCAGCUCAUCUGCGAGGAAACAGCCAACUACUUAAUUCUGUGGUGCAUGAGACUACAGCAAGAAGGGAAAGAAGCGCUGAUGGAGCAGGUGGCGCACCAAGCUGUCGUCAUGCAGUUCAUCCUGGAGAUGGCCCAGAACUCUCAGCAGGAUCCCAGAGGCUGCUUCAGGCAGUUCUUCCACAAAACCAAAGAAGGACAAGAUGUUUACUUAGAAGUCUUCCAUACAGAGCUCGAGGCCUUCAAACACAGAGUUAAAGAAUAUGCAGUGAAGUGUAGAGGUGAUACCCCCAACAACACUGAAAUCCAGAGCAGUGACACAAACUGCAGACCUGACCCCAAAGACUCCUUGGACACUUUAACUCCAGUGGCAGAGUAUCAUAUGAAGCGUUGUUUAGAGGCAGGACUGUGGACAAGCACAGGAAGGUGGACAAAGGACGACGCCACAGAAACAGAGGACAUACGCAUGAUGGAGACCUCCUAGUGAUUGGCUCCAGCUUUUCUUCCAUCUCCAUCGUCUCCCUGUCCAGGAACAAGAGUUUGAAGCCCUCCUUCGACAGCAGAUACUCGUAAACAGCAACGCAGAGCAGGAGUUAACAGAGACAUGAUCAGUAUUUAAUUUUUCAGUGCAGAAAAUAAUGUUUUACUGAUGACAGGUUUUCUGUUAGCACGUCAGCGGCGUCUGGCUAUUCGCUCCUGCAGUGUCUUUUGCCAGCUAAAUGAAUGAGUUGUGCCAUAACACUGGUUUUGUGACCCUCUCAUUAUCUAGAUGGUUAUUGGCAUCUGUGUAUGUGUCAUCCGUGAGUGAGUAAUAGAAAUUAGUUUGUGAUCAAGUCACACCGUUGGUCCACCAGCUGAGUUUUGGAAGUCUCCUCAUUGGCCGCCUCUGAGAAUUGUUUCUAUUAUGUAACACACUUAGUGCUUUCUUGGUCAAACCAUAGUUACUUGCCCCAGAAGAGAGCUGCCAGUAUCGACCUGUGAGUUGACCUGCAUCUGCUCUGUUCAGUGAGUUCCAGAGAGGAGCAGCUGUUUUAUACCCAGGCGGAGGGUGUGUGGUAUGCGAGAGAUUAAAUCUGCUUUUAAGAAUGCACUGCAACCCUGUACAUUACCCAGAGGAUCCUCAUGUGUCUGAAUCAGUCGAACCGGACGUUAAACCAAUUUUACUCGACAAAGUCUGCAUAAAAUCUCUCAGCAAAAUGUCACAGAUGCUUAAAAUGAAACAUGGAAAGUUUGAGAGACUCUUGACUGCCAGAUGAAUGCAUUUACUAUCAGUUACAAUGCAAACCAAAAAUUGCGUCGUGUUUCAAACUACACUUUGAAGAGAAAUAAAAAAAAUGAAAAAAGUAAACUGAUCAAACAAUACACUAUCUGGUUAAGACUCGGCCUCACAUCUUAAGGAUUUGUGUUACAUAAGACUUCGUUUUUUAUUUUUAAAGUGGCUCACUACAUUUGCUGACUUCAUGCUAAUCUGCAGUCUGAAUGUAUUUAAUGUCUGAAUAAUAAUUAUGAAUUAAUAAUUAAUAUCUGACAUAAACAGGCAGUAAAGAUGCUCCGGUUGUGGUUACCUGGAUGUUUCCAUCGAGCCCUCUUCAACCUAAGACACCAGAGAGAAGGAACAGUUAGUUAUAGAUCAGAUUGAAGGCUCUUCUGGAGUGGGUCACAUUCACCAAAUGCCUGCGGCUCGUUCAGGCUUACAACUGAUCUGCAUGUUAAGAGUUGAACACAAUCUGAAAGGUCUCUCAGGCUCACAGUUGGGCCAGGAUUCAAAAUGCAGCAUGUGUGGGUGGCACAGGUCACUUGGUUAGAACAGGAGUUGUAAUGUUUGGUGUAAAUGUUUUAGAGGAGCUACAUGUGUUUGUUGCUUCAUAGCUAGUGUGAGCAUUAACAGCUGUUCACCUGCCAGUUUAGCAGAAACGCUGCAAAUUCAAACCUUCAGACUUAUUGAAAAGGUGGAAAGCAACACCAAUGUUAUGACUACUUUGCUCCCACUGAAGUUAGCAUGCUAACCAGCUAGCUCUGGCCCAGCUGGCCUAUCUUCACAACUUUCCAACAGUGACCCACUGUAGCGUCCAGCCUGUCCUGAAGAAGUAGUGCUAAAGCGUUUUACAAGCGCCCCUCAAGACUUCAGCACUUACAGCUUCCUGCAAGAAACUAUGUUCAACGGCAGAGUACACUUACAUAUUGCACCUUUAACUUUCACUUGGCUUUUGUCAAACGUUAUUUUGUUGCAGUUCCUUCUUUUUUGCCGGUAAAGUUGCAAAGACCAACCAGACUUGUUGCUCAAAGUGAAGCAAGAGCACCAACGUUGUAUAAAAUCCAUGGUUUUAUCUUACAACACAGCUUUUACAAGUUUUAAAGGGAGUUUUUUUUUUUAAAACAGCGUUGCCUUACAUGGUUUGCUUUGAACUCUUUGCUAAUUAGCAGUAUUGGUUUUAUUCUGAGUUUUAAUGUUUAAGGUUCUUCCUAGUGUUGUCUGGAGAGGCUUAAGAAGCUAUUAAAGUGAAUCAGUAAUCCAACUUGAAGCUCAUUCACAUGUGCCACUAACUAACUUCAACUAUCUGUGGCAUACAGAUUUUAUUUAGGAAACAUUUAAACUGUAUAUUUUUCACUCUAUAUACACUAUUGUAUUCCCACCGUGAACCAUAGCAUCACUUGCAAAUCAUUUGAGUUUCCAUUUAACAUACAACAACAGAGUUCAACAAUAUACUGUAUUUUAAAAGGGAUCAGUGUUGUGCACUUCUGGCUCUUAUUGUUAUGUCUCCAUUUAUUUUAGCUGCUGGUUAUAAGGCAACGACAAACACUAAAAACAACAUUUCACACUGUUUGUUAUUCGUGUGAAAGAUUAUGUUUGACACAAUAUGAUAACCCAGCAUUUUUUACAUGACAAAGCGUUCAGAGUUUGACGUACAUUAAUACAUAAAGUGACAACCCAGUUUUAGUUAUAAGUAAUGAUAAAUAUUUCACAUCCAGGUAUUAUCUGUGCAAGAGGCAGUGGAAGCUGUAAAGAGAGCACUACAUUUGUCACAUAAUUCAUCAGUUGAAUUGUUCUCCUGUGGAGUUUUUCCAUCCGGUGCAUCUUAUUUUCACAUUUCUGCUGUGACACAGAUGAUAUAAUUUCAACCUUGAGUACAGUAGAUAAAGUGCAAAUCUUGCCAAAUUCUCUAUGUUUUAUUUUCCUAGGUCUGUGUAGGCUUUGUGUAUUUAUUUUUCUGUGGUUCUGUUAUGUUCUAGAUUGAAACUAACUUAUAUUUCUGUACAAGCUUGCUGUCUUUGACCCAGCAUCUGAAACAGAGUCACAACCACAGUUGUAGCGAGUGCUCUGUGCAGACUGUUGUCAGUGUGUGUGGUUUGAGUUGGAGUGUGAAGGGGAGGAAUAAAAGGGCUGUGUUCUCCACCGAGAGACUUCUACUGUAUAUUUGUGUGCAGAAGGAAGCUCUCUGCAUUUGAAUGUCCUGCACUUUAAAUUUAGCAGAUUUUAGUUUUGUAUUUUAUUUUUGUUGUGCUCCCAGUCAUCAAGAAUUGAAUCAGAAACUCAGAACAUCUUUAUUUUCUUUUUCAGCUUGUGGGUUGAAUUGUGGUGUUUUUGUUUUAACUUGUGUUAUUUGACCAUCUUCUUUUUGUUCAGGGGAGCUUUUGCCACAUUCAUUAGGCUUCCAAGGAACUUCUACAAUCCUGCUUUUUAUUUUGAAAGACGAAAUCAUACAGUAAGAUUUUUACAAGACUGCAACAUUAGAAAUAACUUCCGAUGCAUUAAUGUACAAUUCAUCACAAGCUUCUGUGUGAUGCAUCGUUGAUUCUGCAGUGAAACGUGAAAAGCACCAUAAAUACUGUUAAUGCAAACAGGUAAUGUGCGCAGUGAUGUUAAACUAUGUGCCGUAGUGGACUUCAAUGUUCUUUUCUUUUUAUAUGGUCCACAUUGACUUGUCAACUAUGCAAAACAACUGUUGGGCUUAAACUGCUGUACUUAACCUGUGGCCAGUGUCUCUGGAGUCUUUCUACUAUAUAUCCUGUGUUUUUGACGCUAUCAGCACAAAGUGUAAAAUUGGUAUCUGUAUCUCUGUCAGUCAGCGCUAAGCUUUUAGGAAAAAUCUUGGUGUAACAUUUCUUCACUGACAGCAAGCGGCAGUAAGAUUUGGCUUCUUGUUCCACUGUAAGACACUCAAAUAUAAAACCACCAGUGCUUAAUAUUUAAACAUUUAAAUUGUGUUUGAAAAGCUUUCAUGAACCGAUUGUCAAGUUGUAUCGUGGGUAAUGUAGGCUCCAGGUUUUGCUAAGAAAGAAAACUGUGGAAUAAAUAAAUAAA